Messenger RNA from Mya arenaria, 1538 nucleotides. RefSeq lists its product as uncharacterized. The coding region runs from base 921 to 1442 and encodes 173 amino acids. Lineage: Eukaryota; Metazoa; Mollusca; Bivalvia; Myida; Myidae. The transcript is spliced from 11 exons. The record is from RefSeq and is a predicted model, not a curated record.
ACUAGACGAAAUUCUUAUAGAGGCUAUGUUAUUCCUCUUGUUUCUACACCUGGUCCUGGCACCAGGCGUGGUAUACAGCACGUACUAUCUCUCCUUUCCAAACCGAAUCACACCUGGAAUGGACCUAGAUCUCCAUGCUUUGAUCACAAAUACGGCCCAGCCAGUAGAUAUGGUCGCAGUUCUGAUGGACAAUUCGUUGAAAGAGUAUACACACACGAGUAGAAGACUUCAAGCUGGUUAUCCGGAGCAGUUAGCCAUGCAGGUUCCAACAGAUCUCCCUAAAGGUCAAUACAGAAUGAAAGUGACAGGAACCGGCGGCCUAACUUUCCAAAACGAGUCGCGGUUGAUAUAUGAUGACAGCCUGUUGGUGUACAUUCAGACAGAUAAGUCACGUUACUCGGCAGGACAGCAAGGUCGUGUUAUUAAGUUUUCAUUCUUGUUCCCUUUUCAGACAAUUAUUAUAGAUAAGAUUUGUACAUAUUAGGCUAUAUUAAGUCCAAAUAGAAUGUAAAAUCCCUAUCUGCGAUGUGUCAGUACAGGCGCGGCAUUUUAUUUAGGUCACAACAUUUCAGAAAAUCAGACAUCUGAUAUUGAUUAAGAGUUCAUAGAAUGUAUUUAGUUGAACUUAAAGAGGCUUAAUUGUUUAUUCCUUCAUUCAAUAUAGAUCCAAAACACAUGACAACACAGUAUAUAUUACAAUUAUUAACAUAUGUAAGGUUUUAAUUGUAGUGAAAUACCGUGCAGUAUUUCUGUUGCCGAAUGCAAAAGGAUACACUGGUUCAGCAACUAUUUCAAUAUACGAUGGUGGAAAUAACCGAAUCAAAGUUGUUGGUCCAUUGAACAUUCCAAAUGGAGUGCUUGAGGAGAGGCUAACAUUGAGCAACAGUCCAGCGUUCGGUGACUGGAAAAUUGAAGUUAAAAUGAUGGACAAGACCAUCUCCAAAGGGUUUACGGUCGAUGACUAUGUCCUUCCGAAGUUCAACGUGGAACUUAUACUUCCGGAAAAGAUUUACACAACAAACACAUCCAUAUCAGUCCAAGUGACGUCAAAGUUUACCUUCAAUACCGACGUGUAUGGAUCGUGUAAACUGCAAAUAUAUGACGAAAACAAUUUACAACACUUCUAUGAACAAAUAAGAGAGAUAAUAGGAAACACAUCAUUCACAAUACCCAUGUCGGAUAUUCGAUCUCAAAGUUUAAUGUAUGGAAGUAUCAAAAUCCGUGCACUUGUCACCGAUAAUGCAACAGCGCUAACAAUGGCGACGGAAAAAGACCUGCCAAUUGUUUCUCCUAUAACGACAACCACUACAACUACAACAACAACUACAAGAUUGAACAGAUUCUCCAUCGCGAAGGAUUCGUACCAGGAGUCAAUUAUUCUACGAUUGUUCGUUUUACAAUCAAUGCCGACUCGCCAGGGACGGUUGGACAAAUGCGAGUAAAUGCCACACUGUAUAAUGCAGCCCGGAAGCAAUGUAGUACGUGGUUCUAUGUUGAAUCUUCCCAAUCGGACAUAUCUUUCACGACACAACAUACAG